GGUGACUUCACGUUCAUCUUUUGGAAAAUGAUUGAGGAUAUAUACGUCAUUUUUAUCGAUUUUAAGUCCUGAGCAUUGAACUCGCGCUCGAAUUCGGGGUUUACCACAAGAAGCGAGCUCCGAUCUCCAGCAGAGAGAGAGAGAGGGGGAACAUGACGCUCUUUCACUUCUUCAACUGCGCUGCUCUCACUUUUGGUCCUCACGCCGUUUAUUACUCGGCCACCCCAUUAUCUGAGUAUGACACAUUUGGAACUUGUGUAAAAGCUGCUCUUGUUUAUCUUGGCACAGCUUUAGUCAAGCUUGUGUGCCUUGCAACUUUUCUUAAAGUACAAGAGAAUGACAGCUUUGAUCCAUACCAGGAAUUGUUGAAAGCAUUGAUAGGGUUUAUAGAUGUUGCUGGGCUUUAUUUUGCUCUGACGCAGUUGACCCACCGAAACAUUUCCCAGAACCAUAAAUUCCAGGCUGUGGGACUUGGUUGGGCAUUUGCUGAUUCAGUGUUACAUAGACUUGCACCUCUCUGGGUUGGAGCUAGAGGAUUGGAAUUCACUUGGGAUUUUCUUCUGCAAGGCCUCGAAGCGAAUGCAAACCUGGUGUUGAACAUCUCACUUGCUGCACUAGGAUCUUUAAUGUGGCUGCGGAAAAAUAAACCCAAGACUCUGAUUCCUAUAAUUUAUUUAUCUGCUGGGAUUCUUGCGACCAUGCCCUCCAUUACAAGCUAUUUGAGAAGAAGUGUGGGAUGGCACUUUCCUGAGGUUGUUGGAUUUGAACUCUUCUCAUCACUGAUCAUGGCCUUUGUUAGCUGGCAGCUUUUUAGCGCGUGCCAACGACCAUCAUCCUGAAUAUUAUGAGGAGGCAUUCUUCGAAAGCUCAAUCAUCGUAAGUCUUGGUGAUAAAUUGGGUUAUAAAGAAGAAUACUCUGUAGUUUCUCAUUGAUAGCCUUGUCUUUUCAAUUUUUCUUGAGUUUUUUUAUUCCCAAGUACUUCUCCAAGUCACCGAAAAUCCAAUUUUCGCAAAUUGUUGUACACUUUGCAAUUUUUCUUGUAUUGUAGUUUUCCAGUUCAUUUCUGUCAAAAUUUGUGUACGUGUUAUUCAGAGUGUAAUUCCUUUGUCACACCAACUGAUGUUUCCUUUCCACCUUCAUGGAUGUGAAAUCAUUGGGUUUCUGGUUC
Molecule: messenger RNA, 1169 nt
Organism: Amborella trichopoda
Lineage: Eukaryota; Viridiplantae; Streptophyta; Magnoliopsida; Amborellales; Amborellaceae
Product: seven transmembrane domain protein
Source: RefSeq, a predicted model, not a curated record